AUGUCGAAAGCUGCUCGUGGCAAAAUCGAUCCGCUGACGUUCAAUGCAGAGCAAGAUUUGAUCGACGGUACGCGCUUCAAGCGGCUUGAGUUGCCUCUUCAAGCGCUUCAGUCGCCGCUACUGGCGUCGCCGGAUAGUGCACUAGUGAGACGAUGGAUGGCCAUAGCGGUCGCAAUGACAGCUUUUAUGAACGGCACAAUGGCAUCUGUAGCAGUUCCAGUAGCUGUGGACUUUCUACAGUACGAAUCGGACGACAUGCUGGAUAAACUUAAGUACGGCUCGCUAUUUGCCUGCAGUCCGCUAGUGGCUGUUCUAUUCUUGGUGCCAGCCAUGUGGCUGGCUCAGCUGGACCGCCAGUACGGAGGCUUGUCCAUGCUCACUGUGACGUUUGUGUGCUGGACAGGGUCUAGCUUGGCGAGUGCGUGUGCAUCACUAGUCCAGGGUGGACAACGCUUAGGCGUCAUGUUGCUGGCGCGCACGGUCAACGGCCUCGCCAGCAGUAGCGGCAGCAUGGCGGUGGUCAACGCGGUCGGCACGGCAACUAACGAUGAGAACCAGCGCCUGUCCAUGCUGCUGAUGACGGUUGUGUUGUUCGAGGCUGGCCAGGUGUUUGGGAUGCUGCUGAGUGGCUUGGCGACACUGUCUGGCGUGGUGCGCGGCUGGCAAAUAACAUUCUGCAUUACGGCCAGCCUGGCAGCGGUGGGUGCAGGUGUGGUGAGCUUAGCACGGCAUGAGCUGGGCAAGUACAGCAUAGAUACAAGACCGUUCAUGCCCAACCUCGCUGCUCUAGUCCGUAUUCUCAAGACCCCGCUGGCGAUUAUCUUGUCCCUGGCGUAUUUCCUUGUAAUAGCAUCGUCUGUGCAAACCGCCAUAAUCAGUCCGCUGUGGAUACGUGGCUUUGCACCGACCACAAUUGCCGCUGUAACCGCUGUUCUUCUCAGUACGCGCAAUAUCCUCUUCUUGUUCGUGCUACUGAUGAGGUGCUUUGCACAGCCAUCUGCGACUGUUCGGCGAUGGCGGGCCUUGGUGUUCUCGACCUUAUUGCUAAGUGUCGCUUUCGUAGUAUUUACAAUCAUGGAUUCAACCACAUCUCACGUCUCAGCAAUCGUCUUACCGCUCUCCAUAGUUGGUUUUGCUAGUGGUGAAGUAGAAAUUAACUUAUUCUCUGUUCUUGCUAGCAUUCUUAACGACCGAGGUAGCUCACAUUUCGGUGAGCUUCGCUUCCUUCAAGUCUUUCUGAUGCUGAUCUCCUACUUCAUAGCGCCGCUGUUCGCAGUGUCGAUGACAUCAUUGGUCAGCUUUGAUUGGCUGUUCUACAUCACAGCCCUGCUGCUAGCUCUCUUCACGCCGUUCAUUGCUGUGCUCAAGUCAUACGAGGAGCGUGUCUUGGCAGAGCAUGAUCAUACUAGUGAUAACAUUGCCGGUGAUGGUUGA
Messenger RNA from Sycon ciliatum, 1434 nucleotides. RefSeq lists its product as uncharacterized. The transcript has a single exon. Gene Ontology annotation, molecular function: transmembrane transporter activity. Lineage: Eukaryota; Metazoa; Porifera; Calcarea; Leucosolenida; Sycettidae. Bases 1 to 1434 code for a protein of 477 amino acids. Gene Ontology annotation, biological process: transmembrane transport. The record is from RefSeq and is a predicted model, not a curated record.